AUGUCACGUUUUUCGUCCGCGUUCAGGGUCCUCGCCAUCGCCGCUAUGGUGUCUCCGUCCGUCUGGGCGAUGCCCCUCGCGUCGUCACCUAGCGCGACCGCUACUUCUACCAAGGCCGCACGUCAAAUCGCCGUCCCCGACCUCGGUCUACCUGGCGAGUCUGCCGUCAACGCUGUCCUCGGCGCCGUCGAGACCACCGCGUCGGACCUCACCGGCCUCAAGCGUCGCCAGGCUGACGCUAUCCCUGGCGCGAGCCUCGUAAACGGUGUCCUUGGCGCCGUCGAGUCCGACGUCGCCGGCGUCACUGGCCUCCUUCGCAGGCACCAAGGCAAGGACAAGAAGAAGGCCGCCGCCGCCGCCGCCGCUGCGCAAAACGCGACCUGCGCCGGUGCAGCUGACGGUGCUGCCGCCGCAAACAGCACUGCGGGCGCUGCCGGUGCCAAUGCCGGCGACGCUGCCGGUAACGCGGCCGCGGGUGCUGCUAACUCUACCGCUGGCGCUGCAAGCGGGAACGCCUGCGACGGUGCCGCGAGCGGAAACGCUGGUGCUGACGCAGCUGGCGGGAACGCCGGCGCUGGCGCAGCCAACGGCAAAGCCGGCGCCGGUGCGGCUAAAGGCAACGCUGGUGCUGGUGCGGCUGGCGGCGACGCAGGUGCUGGCGACGCCGCUGCUGGCGCGGCCGACGGCAACGCUGGCGCGGGCAACGCCGCUGCUGGUAACGCCGGUGCGGGCAACGCUGCUGCUGGUGAUGCUAACGCCAAUGCUGGUGCGGGCGCUGCCAACUCUACCGCCGGUGCUGGUGCUGCUGACGGGAACGCUGGCGCUGGUGCUGCCGGCGGGGAAGCUGGUGCUGGUGCAGCCAAAGGGAACGCCGGCGCUGGCGCGGCCGGCGGGAAUGCGGGUGCGGCCGACGGCAGUGCGGGUGCGGCGAGUGGCAACGCGGGCGCAGCGAAGGGCAACGCGGGCGCUGGUAACGCGAACGCUGGAGCUGGCGACGCCAAUGCCGGAGCUGGUAACGCGAACGCCGGAGCUGGCGACGCUGCAGCUACGACGACCGUCACCGUGACCGCUGCUGGUGCAUGUGCUACCGAUGCUGGUGCUGCUGGUGCCGGUGCUGCUGAUGCCUCUGCCACCGACGCCGCCGCCGCCGCCGCCUCCGCUACGGAUGCUGCUGGUGCAGCCGGGUCGAACGCUGGUGCAUCUGGGAAGAACGCUGGUGCAGCCGGGUCAAACGCUGGCGCUGGUGCCUCCGACGGUGCUGCUGGUGCCUCCGACGGUGCUGCUGGUGCCUCCGGUGCUGCCUCUUCCGGUGAGGCAUCUGCUACCGACGCUGCUGCCGCUGCUUCCGACGCCGGUUCUGCUGCUGCCGCCUCGGCCACCGACUCGGCCUCGAGCGGUGCUGGCAAGAAGGUCUCGGGUCUCGUCGCGAGCUGCGAGGAGUGCUAA
Messenger RNA from Fomitopsis serialis, 1446 nucleotides. RefSeq lists its product as uncharacterized. Lineage: Eukaryota; Fungi; Basidiomycota; Agaricomycetes; Polyporales; Fomitopsidaceae. The transcript has 2 exons. The record is from RefSeq and is a predicted model, not a curated record. Bases 1 to 1446 code for a protein of 481 amino acids.